AUGUCUCGAUUCCUGCGAUCUUUUGGGCUGCUGAAACAAGCGGUAACCCCGGGAACUACUUCACAUUUCGCUGCUGCUACGACUUCUUCUGUUCCUCCUCGGUUGAAAGCACACACCUCUGAGGGGGAUGCUGCCCUCCCAUUCCACGACUCGGUCAUCUACAAACUAGACGACCUCAAAGUGCGCAUCUCAGAAACUCCAACGUCCACUAAGAAGUGGGAGAUCAAUAUCCCUGGCAAUGACCACCCCAUCAAAUUCAAGUCAAAGCACGAUGCUGUCCACUUUGCCAUUUUCCAAGGCUGGGAGUUUGAUGUCAGCCAGAGGGAAAGAUAG
Messenger RNA from Yarrowia lipolytica CLIB122, 333 nucleotides. RefSeq lists its product as uncharacterized. NCBI's taxonomy places the organism in Eukaryota, Fungi, Ascomycota, Dipodascomycetes, Dipodascales. The record is from RefSeq and is a predicted model, not a curated record.